Messenger RNA from Sinocyclocheilus grahami, 1181 nucleotides. Its product is annotated as myoglobin-like. The coding region runs from base 125 to 589 and encodes 154 amino acids. The record is from RefSeq and is a predicted model, not a curated record. Gene Ontology annotation, molecular function: heme binding; oxygen binding. The transcript has 4 exons. Gene Ontology annotation, biological process: oxygen transport. Gene Ontology annotation, cellular component: extracellular exosome. Lineage: Eukaryota; Metazoa; Chordata; Actinopteri; Cypriniformes; Cyprinidae.
AGUGACAUCACAAGGACGCUGUAUAAAAGCUGAAAGUGGGGGAAAAGUGAAGAUCUGAGCUCAUUUGAGGAGUUUUCCAAACCCACAACCAGUCACACGCUCUUCGGAGAGGACGCUGAUAUCGAUGAUGGCCGCUCACAACCAGAUCAUGGCCGAUUACAAAGUGGUUCUGAAUUGCUGGGAAGACGUCAAGGGCGACUACGCGGGUUACGGAGGAAAAGUUCUGACCCGUUUGUUUAAGGAGUAUCCGCACACUAGGAAAUUCUUCCCGAAGAUCAAGAGCAUCCCUAUGUCUGAUCUGGAGGGAAACGUGGCGGUGGGGGCCCAGGGCGCGAUCGUGCUGAGGAAGCUGGGCAAGCUGCUGGAGGCCAAAGGAGAUCACGCUACCAUCCGCAAACUGUUGGACACCUCACAAGACAACACGCACAAGAUUGACCUCAGCAGUUUCAGGCUGAUCACUGAGGUGCUGGUGGAGGUGCUGGUGGAGAAAGUGAAACGGCGCGCACUUGAGACAGUCAUGAAGCACCUCAUCGACGUCAUCGCCCUCUACUACAAGGAGAUCGGAUUCGACGAUUUAACGACAAGCUGAGCGUCACGAACUCAGCGGGAUCAUAGAAAAAGCGCCAUAGGAAACAAAUAAAAAAUAAACAUGCAACUGUGUUCAGAGAUUUUUGUCAGGGCAGCGCCAUGUUUAAUUUUGGCGGGAAUGAAAACGAGGCUGGAGCUGAAGUACAGCGCGUUUGAUGGAUUGCCAACAUGCUGAUCGUUCAGCGUUAAACUUUCAGUAGACAAAACUCCAUAAACAGUUUUGAAAAUUACGUGAUCUUUCUACAGCGCGUGUACAGUCCCUCACAGCCUCGCUUUCAUCCGCGUUAGAUUCAAAAUGAUGAAGGUCAACUGGAAUGAGCAGAGCCAAUCACGUCAGGUUUAGAAUGUCAGCUGAUCUGAUGAUGUCAUGGCGCCUCAGAUUAGGACUUCAUUUGAAUUGCACUUGAGUGAUUGCACAUUAAUAAAAUCCUUUUUAAUUUGGGAGAAGAUUUCAAUUGAAAUAGUUUAAUUCCAAUGAUGCCCAUAGAUAUUUGCUUCUCUACACUUGCUUUGUCUUACUAUAAUUAAUCUGCAUUAUAAAUCAUUUGCUUCGCUUUUGUAAAGCAACACUUAUUAAUAAAUGACGCUCUUAC